CCUAUUUGUUAUUCUCGUGGUUCUUAUCAUUGUGAGAACACGUUUUGAUCAAAUUAUGUCCGACCAAAAUAUAGUAUUUGUUGGACUGUGGGCUUCAGCCAAGUCUUUGAAAGAAUUAAGUGUAAGGAGAGGAUUUUUGGUUGUUGAAAAUGGAAAGAUAUCAAAGAAAGGAACAUCGAACGAAUUUGAAACAUUAAAAAAAUCAGGAUCGUUUUCUAAAUUCAAAAUAGUUCAUCUCAAUGACAGCCAGUUCAUCAUGCCUGGGUUCGUGGACUGCCACACUCACGCGCCACAGUUUCCCAACAUUGGGCUUGGGUUAGACCGACCUUUGCUCGAAUGGCUGGCGAAAUACACGUUUCCAUUGGAGAGCCGAUACGGUGAUUUAGAGUUCGCGUCGUCUGUUUAUGAUAAAGUUGUUCAAAGACUCAUCACCAACGGGACAACAACGGCUUGUUACUUCGGCUCGCUCCAUCUAGACGGUACACUGGAAUUAGCGAAAAGCGCCAUCAAACACCGACAGAGGGCGCUGAUCGGUAAGGUCAGCAUGAACUUGGAGAACGACGCGGGAUAUUAUAACGACACGGCCAAAGAGGUACACGAAGUUGAAGAUUUUGUGAAGAAGAUUUUGGAAUUUAAGAACGAAUUGAUACAACCCGUAGUGACACCCCGGUUUGCGGUGAGCUGCGAUCUCGAGCUACUCGCCUCGCUGGCGGAUAUCGCCAAACGGUACGACUGUAGAAUUCAGAGCCAUAUAUCAGAGAAUCUCAGUGAAAUAGACUAUGUUUUACAACAAUUUCCGAGUUGCAAGAGUUACGGAGAUGUAUAUGACAAGAGCAACAUUUUGAACAAUAAGUGCAUCAUGGCGCACGCGGUUUACCUUACCGAUGACGAAAUCAAGCUGUUGUCUACAAGAGGAGUGUCUGUAGCACACUGCCCAGCCUCCAACACCCGCCUGAAGUCUGGUCUCUGCCCUGUUAGGAAAUACCUGGACAGUGACAUCACUGUUGGCCUGGGAACAGACGUGGCCGGUGGUGACAACGCCACUAUAUUGGACGCCAUGAGAAGGAGCAUGGACGUAUCCACACAUUUAGAGUUAAAGGGCAAUGAGAAUUAUUCUCUCGACUGGACGGCCGCCUUUUAUCUAGCGACUUUGGGUGGAGCCAAAGCUUUAGGACUGGACAGCAAAAUUGGCAGUUUGGAUGAGGGCAAAGAUUUCGAUGCUCUACUAAUCGACGUGUAUGCGAAUAACAGCGCCAUAGACAACCACGAGACAUAUGGAAGCGCCGGAGACCGCGAUUUAGGGCUCCUUCAACGGUUCGUCUAUUUGGGAGAUGAUCGGAACAUCGUGCAGGUUUAUGUCAAGGGAAAUAAAAUUAAAGAUAUAUUAUAAUUGGCUAGAUAACAUACUCAUUGUUAUAAACUCAUUGUGCAUCAAGGGCGGAAUUAAGGGAGCGAAAUUAUUUGUAAAAGAUAGAAUGAAAUGGCAAUACAUAAUAAUGUUGAUAGAGGAGUAAAUGAGAGCGUUGAGCAUUUUGGAUUUGCUAAUUUUGUUCGUUGACUUUCUCCGCCCUUGUUCAUCGUGUUAUCAAAUAGUAAAACUAUUAUCCCUAUGUAAAUAUUUCCACAACUUAUUUCUACUUAAAAUAAAACUAUGUGAAUAAUU
Molecule: messenger RNA, 1663 nt
Organism: Amyelois transitella
Lineage: Eukaryota; Metazoa; Arthropoda; Insecta; Lepidoptera; Pyralidae
Product: guanine deaminase
Exons: 8
Coding region: 56-1390 (444 amino acids)
Biological process (GO): guanine catabolic process
Cellular component (GO): cytosol
Molecular function (GO): zinc ion binding; guanine deaminase activity
Source: RefSeq, a predicted model, not a curated record